AUGUCUGCUGACGCUGCUCAAAUUACCGAAAACUUGGAGAAGUUGAACAUUGACACUCCUGCCGCCACCGAGGCUGCCGCUGACUCUACUACCACCGAGUCUGCCGCUGCUGAGGAGCAGGUUGCCGAGACCUCCGCCUCCUUGUACGUGGGUGAAUUGAACCCAUCUGUCAACGAGGCUCUUUUGUUUGAGAUCUUCUCUCCAUUGGGUCAGGUUUCCUCCAUCAGAGUGUGCCGUGACGCCGUUACCAAGAAGUCUUUGGGCUACGCCUACGUUAACUACAACAAGCACGAGGAUGGUGAGCGUGCUUUGGAGCAGUUGAACUACCUGUUGGUUGAUGGCAGACCAUGCCGUAUCAUGUGGUCCCAGAGAGACCCAUCUUUGAGAAGAAACGGUGACGGUAACAUUUUCAUCAAGAACUUGCACCCAGAUAUCGACAACAAGGCUUUGCACGACACCUUCUCUGCCUUCGGUAAGAUCUCCUCUUGUAAGGUUGCCACCGAUGAGAUGGGCCGUUCUAAGUGUUUUGGUUUUGUGCACUACGAGACUGCCGAGGCUGCUGAUGCUGCCAUUGAGAACGUCAACGGUAUGUCUUUGAACGACCGUGAAGUGUUCGUUGGUAAGCAUCUCUCUAAGAAGGACCGUGAAUCCAAGUUUGAGGAGUUGAAGGCCAACUUCACCAACGUCUUCGUUAAGAACUUUGGUUCUGACUUCUCUGAGGAUGAGUUGACCAAGUUGUUUGAGCCAUAUGGAGCUAUCACUUCUCUCUAUUUCGAGAAGGAUGCCGAGGGCAAGUCUAAGGGUUUCGGUUUUGUCAACUUCCAGGACCACGAGGCUGCCACCAAGGCUGUCGAGGAGUUGAACGACAAGGAGAUCAACGGCCAGAAGAUCUAUGUCGGAAGAGCCCAGAAGAAGAGAGAAAGAAUGGAGGAGUUGAAGAAGCAGUACGAGUCCACCAGAUUGGAGAAGUUGUCCAAGUACCAGGGUGUCAACUUGUUUGUCAAGAACUUGGAUGAAACCAUCACUUCCGAGGCUUUGGAGGAGGAGUUCAAGCCAUUUGGUACUAUCACCUCUGCUAAGGUCAUGGUUGACGAGACUGGCAAGUCCAAGGGCUUCGGUUUUGUGUGCUUCUCUACCCCAGAGGAAGCCACCAAGGCUAUCACCGAGAUGAACCAGCGUAUGGUUUUGGGCAAGCCAUUGUACGUUGCCUUGGCUCAGCGUAAGGAUGUCAGACGCACCCAAUUGGAGCAGCAGAUCCACGCUAGAAACCAGAUGAGAAUGCACAACGCUGCUGCUGCUGCUGGUAUGCCAGGUCAGUUCAUGCCACCAAUGUUCUACGGCCAGCAACCAGGUUUCUUCCCAGGUAACGGCAGAAACAACGGUGUCUUCCCAGGUCCAAACCCACAAAUGAUGAUGCCAAGAGGCCAGAUGCCACCACCUCAGGGUCAGUGGCCAAGAGCUGGACCAAACGGUCAGCCAGUUGUUUACGGUAUGCCACCUUACGGUGACUUCAACGGUCCAAACGGCCGUCAGCAGAGAGGCUACUUCCCAAACAACCGUAACCAGAAGGGACGUCAGUCUAGAGACUUGGCUGCCAUUGUUGCUUCUGCCCCAGUUGAGCAGCAAAAGAGAAUCUUGGGUGAGGAGUUGUACCCAAAGAUUCUUGCCACUGGUAAGGCUCCAGAGGCCGAGGCUGCUGGUAAGAUCACCGGUAUGAUGUUGGACUUGGACAACCAAGAGAUCUUGGCAUUGUUGGAGGAUGACGACUUGUUCAACAACCACUUCGAGGAUGCUUUGACUGCUUACGAGGAGUACAAGAAGACUUCCGAGGAGGCCCCAGCACAGGAGGAGUAA
Molecule: messenger RNA, 1854 nt
Organism: Sungouiella intermedia
Lineage: Eukaryota; Fungi; Ascomycota; Pichiomycetes; Serinales; Metschnikowiaceae
Source: the annotation of a GenBank genome assembly